AUGGCCUCUGAUGUACCAUCGUUGCCGGGCGGAUUGAGGCUGCCUCAACCAAGAGAAGAUUUCCGCCGUGCCUAUGAAGAGCCGUCAGCGCAGCCUCCCGAGCCUCCCGAAGGCGACAUUCCCGUGCCUUUGAGGCUGUUGCAACGGGCGCAUAGUGUGAAGGAAGCACCGGCGCCUCAGCAACAGCCAGUACCUCUCCAAGGAGUUCAAGAAGCAUGGGGCUUGAACAGGGCUUCUUCGGUCAUGCCUUCCAGCCAGCGCGCCCCGCCAGAGAUCUAUGACGGACCUCCAAGAGGGUGGCCAGGCUCUCUUCCCCGACAGCCGGAGAAAGGAGAUUACUCUGAUCCUCCGUCUUUUCCAGGAUUUCAGCAUUACCGCAUUUUCAAAAAGGCUCUGGUGCGAUGGGAUUCAGUAACAGACGUCAAGCCAUGGCGAAGAGCAGAGAAGGUGCUGAGGCUCUUUGACUGGACUCUGAUGUCUCGGUUUGACCAUCUUAGCGAACAAGAGCUUCAGGGGCCUGCCUACCUGCAGAAGAUUUUGGAGAUCUUAGAUCUUGAAGCUGGAGUCAUGGCAACCACCGAAAAGCACAGACUUGUCAGGGAGGCGUUGUUCGAGCAUACAAGACAGCGUGAUGAAUCUGUAGCUCAAUACGUCCAUAGACGACAUCAACAGUUCAUUCAGGCGGAAAAUGUGGGAGUUGCUAUUCCCUCAGAUGUCCGAGGAGCUUUGUUGGAAGAAGGGGCGGGGCUCAAUGAACAAGGAGUUCAGAACCUUCGCACUCUCACAGGGGGAAGCCAAGCCUUCGAGGUGGUACGGAGGGCUCUUCUUAUGAUGGAGGCUCCCGCUGCCUCGUCCAAACUUCUCAAGAAAACCUUUCAUGCCGACACUUCGGGCGUCUACCUCGAAGAAGAGGAUGAGGCCAUGAUCCUGUUUGAGCUUGACAAGCUGAAUGUCUCUGAGGAAGAGUGUUCUAAGGUGUGGGCAGUGCUUGAGCAAGGUCGCCGUCGGACGUGGAAAGAAAACAAAGAUCUCCGCCGGUCCAUCCGAAAGGACCGCCAGCACUUCGACAGGACCGCCGCGUCGACGUCUUCCACAUCCUCUGCUCAUAACCGAAGGCUUCCCAUAGACAAGCUCAAGCUUGUCACCAAAUGCGCUAAGUGUGGUCAGAAGGGCCACUGGGCUCGGGAGUGUCCGAACCUUGCGCAACCAAGGUCCUCGCAGCAGCAUGAGGCACGAUCAUCUUCCUCGGCGUUCGUCUUCUCGACUUUUGACCCUUCCUCGUCUUCAUUCGUUACGAUUGCGGGCCUGGAGAUUGUUCGUGAGAUUCGCCAAGGGUGUUCGUCCUCGACUAUGUCGCCGUGGAAUUUUCUAUCCUUGAGUUCCUUGGCCCCAGGCCAAGCCAUCUUGGACAUCGGUGCAGGUGAGGAUCUUAUAGGCGCCUCCGCUUUCGAGCAGUAUCAGACUGCCCUGAGCAACUUGGGUUGGCAAGGGGUGAUUCUUCCAGAAAGUUCCCCCCCAGCAAAGGGGGUAGGUGGAUCGUCGAGAGCCAAGUGCUAUGCAAUCCUGCCAGUUGAACUUGGCGGUCGCCUCGGAUUCGUGAAGACCAAAGUUCUAGAGGAAUCGAUCCCGCACCUCUUGUCCGUCGGAUUGUUAGACAGCCUAGGCGCAUGCAUCAAUCUCCCGAACAACACGGUCCAUUUCAAGAAUGCCCCUCAGGAAGCCAAGGUGACCCGAAGCAGAUCGGGACACCGGGUGGUGAACGUCCUGCCCACGCAGAGGUUCGCAGCAGAGCUCGUUCCCGUGGACCUGAUGUGUUCUAGUGCCUGCGACUUUCAGAUUCCAUGCGCGACCGCAGAAGCAUACAAGGGGGGCUUGAGAGCAACGCAAGCGCUAGUUUCCCGAACUCCUCCUCCACUCCUCCUGAGUCCGCGUCCUGUCAUGUUCACUCAUGUGGAGUCUCGGUGGCACCGACUGGCCAUUACGAUGCUGCAGUUCGCAAUGACGACUGCCGCCCAGAUGGUGAAGCUGUACUUGGAACAGAAGGCCAUGAAACAUCCUUCCAAGUCCAUCGACAAGACGGAGUGGACUCCGGAGCAGCGCGCCUGCUCUCAUCCACAAUCGCAUCAGCGCAGGGGUGGGAACCAGUGGGGAAGAUGGACGCAGUGCGGACUAUGUCUGGCACGCACGUCAUAUGUCGCACAACUUUCCGCCAAGGCCAAAGCCAAAGCCAAGUCAAAGGGGAAAGAGACCCAAUCGAUCUACGAAAGCGUGGAUGUUCAGGAAGCCAUCAAGGAUGCAGCCUCAAGAGCGGCCAGGGAGACAGCUCAGCAAAUCAAGGCCGAGGAGCAUGUGUCCAAGGCGGAGGUGGAGUCCCUGCUGGCCACGUCAAUCGAGGAGGUAGUGAAGCAACUACGCAAGCUAGACCAGUCAGUGAAUGCUCUCACGCAGGAGAAUGCCGCUCAGUGGCAGGUUCUUCGAUCCAUGACGGCAGUGGCGGGGCAAUCAAUGGACUCCACACCCACGGAAGUGCAGCAACAUCAGGCUCAGCUGACCGCCAUUGCAGAGCAACAACUUCUGGCAGCGCAUGCUGCAGCCUGGUCAGCGUGCUCCCAAAACCAACUGGACCCCUGA
Symbiodinium natans is the source of this 2631-nucleotide messenger RNA. The record is from the annotation of a GenBank genome assembly. NCBI's taxonomy places the organism in Eukaryota, Dinophyceae, Suessiales, Symbiodiniaceae.